ACCAUUCCCUCCUCGCGCUCUACCCGCGACAAUCGACGUCCAAAACCUCCUUCUUCUCUACGCCUGGGAGAACCCGGGAGAUCUCUUCUUGAUCUCGACGGGCUAGAAUCCGUGCGAGUCUUAUAUGUCCCUGCUUUCGAAGGCAACUGUCGGAACAGUGGGGCUACUUUGCAAAACAUUUCUCAAAAUCGGCUACUGCUCUUCUGUGACUGUGAAUGGCCUAGAGAAUCUAUAUAAAGCACUCGAGAGCGACGAGAGAAACUCAGGUCGCGGUGUGGUGACCAUAUCCAACCAUAUCUCGACUCUGGAUGAACCAGUUAUGUGGGGGGUUCUCCCGCUUCGGUACCACCUCAAUACGCGCAUGACGAGAUGGACGCUAGGGGCAUCCGACAUCAUGUUCACGAAUCCGAUGUUCUCCGAGUUCUUUCGUAAGGGGCAGGUUAUCGAGACUUUCCGGGGAAAUGGUGUCUUCCAGCCCGCUAUUGAUCUUGCCAUCAAGAAGUUGAACAGCGGUGCUUGGAUUCACUUGUUUGGCGAAGGGAAAGUCAACCAACCCACGCGAGCUCCAGGGCACAGUCCCGUGGACUUGAUACGGUUCAAAUGGGGUGUAGGUCGUAUACUGAUGGAGACAAUCAAACCUCCGAUUAUCAUCCCUAUGUGGCUAACCGGCUUCGACCAAUUGAUGCCAGAGGGCCGCUCCGCUCCCUGGAAGUUCUUCCCCCGACCAGGCGCAGCGCUCAGCAUCACCUUCGGCAAACCAGUCGACAACACUGCCGUACGGGAGAUGUUAGGCCUCGCCGUCAGCACGGGCGACAUGCCAGAGCUUUCGCAGGGCACUAGCGGCGGAAGGACAGACCCUGUGCGGCCUCGCCAAGAAAAGGCGAGCGCACGGGUCUCGGAGAGCGGCUGGUGGGGUGAUGCUGCAUCGCCGAGGCUGAAGGUGGAGGCGCAGAGUGCCCCUGGGUGGCAGACUGCGGAGGAGAUUGCGAGAAUACGUAGUGCCGUGACGGCGCUGCUGCAGAGGGAGGUGGAGAAGUUGGGCAGAGAGGUUGUCGGGGAGCGUGUAUAGUUGAUGUAGACUUUGUUGUGUGUUCAUAAGCUAUAUCUAUCAAUGUUGUAAUGUUGCUCGCGAAGUUCUGCAUUGUCAUUUACUUCCUUGGA
This is a messenger RNA of Fomitopsis serialis, 1161 nucleotides long. Its product is annotated as acyltransferase-domain-containing protein. NCBI's taxonomy places the organism in Eukaryota, Fungi, Basidiomycota, Agaricomycetes, Polyporales, Fomitopsidaceae. Gene Ontology annotation, molecular function: 1-acylglycerophosphocholine O-acyltransferase activity. Gene Ontology annotation, cellular component: mitochondrial membrane. The transcript is spliced from 7 exons. Gene Ontology annotation, biological process: inner mitochondrial membrane organization; cardiolipin acyl-chain remodeling. Bases 125 to 1069 code for a protein of 314 amino acids. The record is from RefSeq and is a predicted model, not a curated record.